Molecule: messenger RNA, 2036 nt
Organism: Coccidioides posadasii C735 delta SOWgp
Lineage: Eukaryota; Fungi; Ascomycota; Eurotiomycetes; Onygenales; Onygenaceae
Biological process (GO): positive regulation of transcription by RNA polymerase II
Cellular component (GO): nucleus
Molecular function (GO): DNA-binding transcription factor activity, RNA polymerase II-specific; zinc ion binding; transcription cis-regulatory region binding
Source: RefSeq, a predicted model, not a curated record
AUGUCCGCCGCUCUAGAUACCUCCAGGGGCGCGAAACCCGCCACCAGAAAGCCCAAGGCCACACGCUCCCGUAACGGCUGCUGGACCUGUCGCUCGCGAAAGAAAAAAUGCGACGAGACGCACCCGGAGUGCAUGCAGUGUCUGAAUAAAGGGCUAAAAUGUGAAGGCUAUGAAGCGCGGUUGAAGUGGGGAAAUGGGGUUGCGUCCCGGGGAUACUUGAAGGGCAUGAAUUGUCCGAUCAUGGUGAUGGGUCCUGGUGAGAAUGGGAACAUGCGCAAGGUGGGUGGCUCGAGUAAAGAUUCUCCAGAUUCAGAGGCGGGGAGAGUAGCCGCAGCAGCACCAGCAGCAGGAGGAGGAGGAGAAGGAGGAGGAGGAGGAGGAGGAGGAGGAGGAGGAGGAGGUCGUGCUCGUGCUCGUGCUCGUGGUGUGAAGCGACGCACUGAGUCCCAGACCGAGGUGGAGGAUUCUUCGGCGGAUGGCUCGCCCCAGUCGGCCGCGUCGCUUUCGUCGUCCCUGUCGUCAUCGUUGGGGAGCUUUGACCAAGAGUUGUUUCGAGAAUUCAAACAAUGGGGAUCGCAGUAUCUCUCGAUGGGAUCUGACAAUGGCUAUUCUCCAUUUGGGGAAGUUCUAUCAUAUUGCGAGGAAUCCGAAUCGCUUAUGGCGAACUGUCUGAUGUUCCAACUUUCUCUUCAUCCGGAAUACAACGAAAGACACGAAGCGUAUUACGCGGAAGCACUGCGCCUCUUUCGUCAGGAUGUCUGUGACCACGCGAGAAGUCUAAAGGACGCGACGUUGAUAGCUGGGAUUCUGCUAAGCUCUAUAGGUAUGCAAAACUGUAAAUCGUGGACUAUGCAUCUCAAUGGACUCUACACGAUCCUGCAGCAUCGAAAGGUCGCUCAGAAUCAGACCCCCAUCGCAUCUGAACUUAUCUCCACGAUUGGCUUCCUCGAUCUACCAUCUCAUAUCGUUGGUCGCCAAACCCCCACGCUGAACAUAUGGAGAGAUUACUGUCGUGGGAAAACCGGUAGGGAACCCAGCAGCGGCAUACCGUAUAGCCUACUAGACAUCUUCUCCAUGAUCUCCGAGCCAAACGCAGAGUGGCGAUUCUGGACCUGGAUCCCGGAGGGCCCUGGAAGGACCACUUUCAGCGAUAUGGUCUGGGAGAUGACGAGGCUCGCGGGAAUAAUCCGCGCGAGAGGAGAUCAUCGGCGCGGCGGCAUCCCUAUUGGCCAACGCGUGAGCGCCAACAAUGAAGUUUCCCUGCCGCCGACAGACGCCUUGGUCGAGCGCAUCUUGGGCCAGCUCGAGAGCCUGUACGACCAUCCCGCGGACGUCACGCCUGCGAUGCUCAACCUGCUUCUGUUUCCUGCGUUCACGGUGGGAACUCAGUACAACCUUCUAACCCCGAAACAGAAGAUCUUUCUGGAGGAUUUCUGGGGAGAGUUUUUCGUCGAUGACGGUAGCCCUCAUCUCCAGCUGCCGUUGAAGGUGCUGCGUGAGGUUUGGGCGACUGGGAAGACUGCAGAUCAGAUUGCUCGAGAUUGGGAUGCGGAAGUAGGGCUGUUCUGAGGCUGGGAGGCACAUUUCAUGUUUAAGCCUUACCCUGUACAGAGUAAUAGUUGGAUGAUUAUUUUGCGAUAGGCCGAAGUUGAUGGGAGAUUGGAUGCACCCCCGUCUUUCCAGCGCAACGCAGCCGUCAACGCAAAUUCCUUGAAGUGUCCAGGUUGCGAUGACGCAACGAUAUAUAUGCGGAGAGAUGGCCGAGUGGUCUAAGGCGUUCGAUUUAAGCUCGAAUAACGAAAGUUGCGUGGGUUCGAACCCCACUCUCUCCAUUAUCCUAAUUACUCUGUUUUUUUCCCUCUCUCUCCAUGAUCUAAUUAUUCUCUUUUUUUCCCUCUUCUCUCUCUCUGUUUUUUGCUUUCUUUUCUUUUUUCUUUCUCUCUCUUCACAGUUGACAAAUUUUUUUUUUUCUGAUCUGCUUUUCAUCAUGCGAUAGUAUCAGUCAGCUAGCUGCACAUGAAUCUCAAUUUGCUUGU